ACUAGAUUUUAUCGACUCAUUCAAUCGGGCAUUCUGUAAAUAAUAAUCGAUACAUAAUGUACAUGUCUAUUGUGGUGUGACAAUCAAAACAACAUUCAAUCCUUGCACGUGCGGUUAGAUUAUAUUUUUUACGUUUCAUUUCUUAAUAUACGCAUAUUAAAUCAACAUGCCGGAGGAUGAUGGCAUGGACAAGAAGAAAUCUCAUCGCGCGCGACAAGCUGGCGUGAAAGCAGAGAAGAAAAAGCUCAAGACUAAAAAAGAGGCAGGAGGCAAAGAUCCCACAUUGAGUGCACGACAAAGGAAUCCAAAAGCAUUCGCUAUCAAUUCUGCCCAACGAGCUGAGCGCAAUUUUCGACGUAAAGAGGAUUUGACGGCUAAAAAGCAACAUAUACCUGUUGUCGACCAGACUCCCGAUGAACCACCGCCGGUACUCAUAGCAGUGGUAGGUCCACCAAAAGUGGGCAAAACCACAUUGAUAAACAAUUUGAUUAAAAAUUUUACACGAACUAAUGUCACUGAUAUCAAAGGUCCCAUCACAAUAGUGACAUCGAAAAAGCGGCGUAUUACACUCUUGGAAUGUAACAACGAUAUCAAUUCAAUGAUUGACGUUGCCAAAUGUGCAGAUCUAGUAUUACUACUUUGUGAUGCUAGUUACGGAUUUGAAAUGGAAAUUUUUGAAUUCCUAAAUAUUUGUCAAGUCCAUGGUAUGCCAAAAAUUAUGGGUGUUCUAACUCAUUUAGAUAUGAUUAAAAAUCCUAAGCAAUUGAGGAAACGUAAAAAAGAACUCAAACAUCGUUUUUGGACAGAAGUAUAUGAUGGAGCAAAAUUGUUCUAUCUCUCAGGUUUGCUACAUGGUGAAUACCUGCGCAAUGAAGUUAAGAAUUUAGGUCGAUUCAUUUCGGUAAUGAAAUUCCGACCACUAUCUUGGCGUGGUGCACAUAGUUAUCUACUUGUAGACCGAGUUGAAGAUGUGACCAAUACUGACACAAUACGACGUAAUCCCAAGUGUGAUAGAGAGAUUGUACUAUAUGGUUAUGUACGUGGUGUUCCUAUGAAACAAGAACAUUCGGUGCAUAUAGCCGGUUUAGGCGAUGCAAGAAUUGAAGAACUAAGUGCUAUACCCGAUCCUUGUCCGUUACCGGGCACUGAGAAAAAACGAAGCUUGUUGGAAAAAGAAAGACUAUUGUAUGCGCCUAUGUCAGGAGUUGGUGGCAUCGUUUACGAUAAAGAUGCGGUAUAUAUAGAACUGCAAGGCUCUCAUAGCCACAAAGAAAAAACUGCCGAAGCUGCUGAGCAAGAACAGCUAGUUGAAAAGCUUAUCGAUAAAAAACAAACUGUUGAUGUACAAAUCGAAGAACAGGAAUUUAAACUUUUCUCUGACGGCGCGGCUAUUAAAUCAAAAGACUAUAAGGAAGACAGCGACGAAGAUGAUGAUGAAGAUGACAUUGAAGAGGAUGAUUCCGGUGUAGACGAUGAGAACGAAGCUAGCGACAAUAGCGGCGAUGAGUUUGCUGAUGACGAUUGGCGUGGAGAAAAUAGCGAAGAAGAGCAGGAAGACAGCGAUAAUAAUUCGUCUGAAGAUGAGGAGUAUCAAAACGUCGAUGAACUUAAAUCAAGAGGCGAUGAUAGCGAUAACGACGAUGUUGAUAAACUAGAGCAGGACUCAGAUAGUGAAGAGGAAGAGGCAAAAAUACUUGCCAACAGUAUGAGUUGGAAGGAAAAUUUAGCGCAAAAAGCACGAGAUUCGUUUUUACAACGGCAUUCAGAGGCAAAAAAUGUGAUGAGGCUAGUAUAUGGCUGCUAUACACAAAGCGAGAGCAAGAAUAACAAAUAUGCCGAGGAAGACAAAAAAGAUUCGGACUCGGAAGAGGAAUUAGGUGGACUUUUUAAGGUUGCAGCGAAAAAGCAAACCGACAUACAAAAGGACAAAGAUAUAAGAGACAAAAUGGAACAGUGUUUCUUCGAAGACUUCUCCCGUACAACGCGUAAUUGGUUGGAUGAAGAGAAUAAGUCGCUAUUAAAAAAUUGCUUUGUGACCGGCAAAUGGAAAGCGUCCGAAGAUGCUGAAACAUUGCUGCGUUUAGACGACCUAAGUGAUGCAGAAAGUGAAGUAUAUGGUGAUUUUGAAGAUCUGGAAACUGGCGAAAAACAUAGCGGCAAUGAUAAUGCACAAGGAGCGGAUGGCACAGAAACUGCGAUGGAGAAUGGGGACGGUAGUAAGCAAGAUGAAAAUACACGCAAACGGCGUAUGACUAGAGUAGAAGAAGAAAAUCUAACAAAAGCAGAACUUAUGGCCAAAAAAUUAAAACUCAAAGCGAAAUUCGAUGCGGAAUAUGAUAAUAAAGAUGGCUCAAAAGAAGAUGAGGGUCGAAUCAAAGGCGAUCAUGAAUAUUAUGAAAGUCUUAAAGCGGAUGCGCAAAAGCAAUCCGAAUUGAAUAAAAGCGAAUUUGCAAAUCUUGACCCCGAAUUACGACUACAAAUAGAAGGCUAUCGCCCUGGACUUUAUGUACGUCUGGGCUUUCGCGCUAUACCUGCUGAAUUUAUAGAGAACUUCGAUGCGAAUUAUCCUGUAUUAGUAGGUGGUCUGAAUAUGACUGAGGAAAAUAUCGGUUAUGUUAAUUGUAAAGUUAAGAAACACCGUUGGUAUAAAAAGAUACUGAAGACUGGUGAUCCUUUGAUUAUUUCCCUUGGUUGGCGCCGCUUUCAAACUGUACCCAUUUAUGCAAAGAUAGAGGAUAACUUCAGACACCGCUAUCUAAAGUAUACACCUAAUCAUGUAACAUGCAGCAUGACUUUCUGGGGUCCAAUCACGCCACAAAAUACUGGUUUCUUGGCAUUGCAAACCGUGCGUCAUGACUUAGAUGAAAUGAAGAGACUCGGUUUCCGUAUUGCGGCGACAGGUAGUGUCAGCGAACUGGAUAAGUCAGCGCAGAUUAUGAAAAAAUUGAAAUUAGUCGGUCAACCAUUCAAAAUAUAUAAAAAGUCCGCAUUCAUUAAAGGCAUGUUUACCACCACACUUGAGGUUGCGAAAUUUGAGGGCGCCAAAAUUAAAACUGUCUCUGGUAUACGUGGUCAAAUUAAGAAGGCUCAUCACGACCCCGACGGCUCAUUCCGUGCUACGUUUGAAGAUAAAAUUCUUUUGAGUGACAUUGUUUUCUGUAGAACAUGGUUCCGCGUUGAAGUUCCCCGUUUCUAUGCACCCGUCUCAUCGUUGUUGCUACCAGCAGAUCAGAAAUCACAAUGGCAAGGCAUGAAGACUCUGGGCCAAUUGAAGCGUGAACGAAAUAUUCGCAAUGAAGCACAGCCCGAUAGUCAGUAUACGAAUAUUAAACGUGAACCGAAAAUAUUUAAGCCGCUUAAGAUACCCAAAGCUCUACAGCGGGCGCUACCAUACAAGGAUAAACCGAAAUUGCGUGCCCUAGCGGAUAAGAAGAAAGAGGAGUUGGAACGUAUAGCGGUUAUACGUUCACCACAUGAACAAAAGGUGGCCAAGAUGAUGAAAAUGAUUGCAACGAACUUUAAAGAGAAGAGAAAUCGUGAUAAGAUAGAGACAAAACUGCGACUCAAGCAAUUCCGUGCUGAAAAACGUGUUGAGGAAGCGCGUAAGAUGAAACGCCAGAAGGAGGUACGCAAAAAAGUAUCGCGUGCUAUAAGUAAAAUGCGUAAGAACCAGGAACCCUAAUGUAGAUACAUACACACUGCGCUGUUAUAGAUACAUACCGAUUAUGUAUAGGAACUUGUAUGUAAUUUACUUUACACAUAGUAUAAUGACAAAUAAAUAAAAUAAAACACAAUUUUACA
This is a messenger RNA of Ceratitis capitata (Mediterranean fruit fly), 3801 nucleotides long. Its product is annotated as ribosome biogenesis protein BMS1 homolog. The transcript is spliced from 4 exons. Gene Ontology annotation, molecular function: GTPase activity; GTP binding; U3 snoRNA binding. Bases 167 to 3682 code for a protein of 1171 amino acids. The record is from RefSeq and is a predicted model, not a curated record. Gene Ontology annotation, biological process: endonucleolytic cleavage of tricistronic rRNA transcript (SSU-rRNA, 5.8S rRNA, LSU-rRNA); maturation of SSU-rRNA from tricistronic rRNA transcript (SSU-rRNA, 5.8S rRNA, LSU-rRNA); ribosome biogenesis. Gene Ontology annotation, cellular component: nucleus; 90S preribosome. Lineage: Eukaryota; Metazoa; Arthropoda; Insecta; Diptera; Tephritidae.